Messenger RNA from Rodentolepis nana, 546 nucleotides. The record is from the annotation of a GenBank genome assembly. NCBI's taxonomy places the organism in Eukaryota, Metazoa, Platyhelminthes, Cestoda, Cyclophyllidea, Hymenolepididae.
AUGUGUGGUCGCAAGGCAAAGUCUGAGGUUAGAAGGAAUAUUCGUGAUCUCUGUGAUGAAUUAAUUAGUGUUCAUGGCCCAGAACUAGAAAGACAAGAGGAAAAUAUUGCUUUGCUGAUGUCUGCUGCGACUGGUGCUAAAGAAAACCUAAUUGAACAAUUGCGAGGCGCCCACGAGUCUCUAAAUGAGCAGAUAUCUGGUCUCCACUUAAGAAGCUUGGAAACAUUGAAGAAAAUGGAGGAUACCUCUCACCCCAGCUUGAAUACUCAAAUUGAAGAAGUUGAGACUCUGAUUGGAAGGAUUAGAGCAUGCAUCUCGGAGUCGGCUACAAUUCUGGCGAAAAAAGAUUUGGAUGCUCUACUCAAUUUGGAUGGUGAAAUUAAUCGUCUCCAGAAGGACAUAAACGACUUUCAAGAGAAUCAGAAAGCAUUGAAUACUAGUCAAGAGGACUCAUCGUUUAAGAACCUUCGAAUCAACCCAGCGUACAAAUGGGUCGCUAGUGUUAUUGAGGAGACAGAGAUGUUGCGCAAAACGACCAGUGGUUGA